CUGUUGAGUGAUGGGAGUAUAAUGUUAAACCGGGUGUUGGAGGAUGCCAUGUAGAAGUGUAGUGAUAUACCCUAUACUGGCUGUCAGGACAGAGGAGGCUAUUUUAGUUGGCCACUCACAGAAGGCAGUAGGAGUCAUUAAAUUUGACUUGAGUUUUCUUCCUGUCAUUUAAAGAAGAGCUGCUGCUGUUUGCCUCAACAGGUUUUCUGCAGUGAUUAAAAAAAAGACAAAAGCCAACCAUGUCUGAGGCACAGAAAAAAUCAAAGAUCUCUGCUUCUCGCAGACUAGCGCUCAAGACCAAGCUGCUGAAAAUGGCAACUGUAAUGUUGGAGAAGGAGAAGGAGGAUAAGAAGCUGGAGAGAGACGCUACUUUGAGUGAGAAAGUCCCUCCACUUCAGCUGUCUGGUUUGUCCACGCAGGACCUUCAGGCUCUGUGCAAAGAACUACACCAUAAGAUCGAUGUGGUAGAUGAGGAGCGCUAUGACAUUGAAGCCAAAGUGGCCAAAAACAACAAGGAGAUUGAAAAUCUGUCUCAGAAGAUCUUUGAGCUGAAGGGUAAGAUGAAGCGACCUGCUCUCAAGAGGGUGAAGAUCUCGGCUGACGCCAUGUUGGGAGCUCUGCUGGGCUCUAAGGUCAAAGAGUCUGUGGACUUCAAGGCCAACCUCAAGACUGUGAAGAAAGAGGAGGAGAAGAAGGAGGAGGUGACUGACUGGCGUAAGAACGUGGAGGCCAUGUCUGGUAUGGAGGGCAGGAAGAAGCUGUUUAAUGCUGGACAGUAGAUUUUAUAUUUAUGGACAUUUUAAAUAUGAAUGCUGUUUUACAGUGGACAAGAAUAGAGAGGAGAAUAAAGUUGUCACUGCUCACAGUGUCACAGUUGUCACACUGGUCGACAGUGUAUGUGUGACUGUGUGUCUAGACUUCACAUUUGUAAUAUGCAAAAAUAUUAAGAUUAAAAGGAAGGGAAUUAUGUAUAUUUUACAUAUAAAUUAGUUGCACUCUGUCGUCAUUUUGUGGUAUUUGCACAUUUUUAAUUUGUCUAUACUUUCAUAACAGAUAUAGUUAAAUUUGCUGUGUGUCUUGACCUUGAAAUGCCUUGAAAAGACUGGUUCAUGUUAUGAUAAUAAAUACUUCUGAUUAACACAGAAAACUGAUCCUACACUUUUCUCUUUAAAUAUCUACUUUAUCAUCCGAGUUGCUUCUUGAUACUAGAUUGGGACACAACUUCAGCCAGAUGGUAGUAAUAGUUCCGUUGUCAACAGCAGCCGCUGAGAACAAAGUUGCUGAAUCAUCUUUGUAAAUCAAAGCAGAUGUAACAAUCACUGUGAACAUCCAAAAAUAAGAGAGGUUGCAGGUUAUCCUACUGCUGCCCUUUCAGUCUCGACCCAAAAGUAUUCUCUCGACAAGACUUCUGAUGUGGAAAAUCAUACAGGACAGCGGUGAUAAACACAAAGCAUACUGUAUUAUGGGGGGAGCUCCACUGAUUUACACAUAAAGCUCAGUUAACUAGUCAAAGUGAGUACUACUUAGCCUCAUGAACAGUUACAUAAUGUCUUCUGAAGCCAAAAGUCUGUGUUACAAACUGGAGGUGUGAAGUUUGAAUGAUGUAGGAGAUUAACAGACAAGGAUCUAAUGCCGUGUUCACGUCGUAUUGUUUGUCAGAGUCAGAGUUGUAAUUGUGAGUCGGAGAUUUCGGGAAUUUCUCCCACUUGGGGAAAAGAACUACAGAUGUGUAUAAAAAAGUUUUUGGGCAAAAUGGCUGCAUCACUGGCAGUUACAUCUAAAUAAAAUCCAAUAUUAACACUAAUAUUACGGAAGCCCCCUAAAGGUCAUGGCAAG
Messenger RNA from Siniperca chuatsi (mandarin fish), 1836 nucleotides. RefSeq names its product troponin I4b, tandem duplicate 2 (gene tnni4b.2). The coding region runs from base 240 to 779 and encodes 179 amino acids. The transcript is spliced from 8 exons. Gene Ontology annotation, biological process: muscle contraction. Lineage: Eukaryota; Metazoa; Chordata; Actinopteri; Centrarchiformes; Sinipercidae. Gene Ontology annotation, cellular component: troponin complex. The record is from RefSeq and is a predicted model, not a curated record.